CUUCUCUUCUAUUUAUUGGCCACACCACAACUAACAAACCUCUGUACCUAAAGCCCCUCCCAUCUUUUUCCCUUUGUCUAUUGGUUACUUCGGCCCUUCUCCAUGGCUAAGUUUGUUGCUUUCAUUCUGUUGGCCCUGCUUGCCAUUUCCAUGGUUCAGACCACCGUUUUGGCAUCGCAUGGCCAUGGUGGGCAUCACAAAAAACCUUAUGGUCCUGGUAGUCUGAAGAGUUCCCAAUGCCCAUCGCAAUGCUCAAGGAGGUGCGGCCAGACCCAGUACCACAAGCCCUGCAUGUUUUUCUGCCAGAAAUGCUGCACCAAAUGCCUGUGUGUGCCCCCAGGGUAUUAUGGGAACAAAGCUGUGUGCCCUUGCUACAACAACUGGAAGACCAAGGAAGGUGGCCCCAAGUGCCCUUAGAAAAUCCACAUUCAAAUCCUUAUUUACAAUAGUAGCUAGAUAUUUAUAAUUACAACUAGCUACUUGAUAUUGAGUCAUUGAGUAGUGACUCCAUAUAUUUAUUGUGUUUUUGGUGUUGUUUCCUUUGGAGCCAUGACUAUUAAGUAUUAAUUACUGAUGUAACCAGUCACACCAUCCUGUUGUUUAAAGAAUGGGAGGGGCUAAUCUAUGACUGGAUCUUUAUGUAUCCGAAUCGAGACGCUCUUGAUAA
This is a messenger RNA of Rhododendron vialii, 667 nucleotides long. Its product is annotated as gibberellin-regulated protein 6-like. NCBI's taxonomy places the organism in Eukaryota, Viridiplantae, Streptophyta, Magnoliopsida, Ericales, Ericaceae. The coding region runs from base 103 to 417 and encodes 104 amino acids. The transcript is spliced from 4 exons. The record is from RefSeq and is a predicted model, not a curated record.